UUAUGGCUACUAGUGAGAGUGGACCCAUUUUCAUUAAAAGUGUGAAUUGUUUUGGUGAAGUCAAGGACAAGUACUUCAUUGCAGAUCUUAUGGAAGAAGUUAUUGAAGAAGUUGGUCCCAUGAAUGUUGUUCAGGUAAUAACAGACAAUGCUAGCAAUUGCAAGGGUGCUGGUGAACUUAUUGAAAUCAAGUAUCCAUGGAUCUACUGGACCCCAUGUGUUGUCCAUACAUUAAACCUUGCUUUGAAAAAUAUUUGUGCUGCAAGAAAUAUAGAAUCGAAUAUUGAAACAUAUGAUGAAUGUCAUUGGAUUACUCAAGUUCAUGAUGAUGCAGUGCAGGUGAAAAACUUCAUUAUGAAUCAUUCUAUGAGACUAGCAAUGUUCAAUCGAUUUUCUUCUUUGAAAUUAAUUGCAGUGGCUGAUACUCGUUUUGCUUCAGUGGUUGUUAUGCUAAAGAGGUUUAAGCUUCUAAGGCGUUCUCUUGAGGCCAUGGUGAUAAGUGAAGAAUGGGGGGGUUACAAAGAGGAUGAUCAAGGCAAGACAAGUUUUGUAAAAGAAAAAGUAAUGAGUGAUAGCUGGUGGGAUAAAGUGGACUACAUUCUUGCCUUCACUGGACCCAUUUAUGAAAUGAUAAGGGCUUGUGAUACCGAUAAGCCAAGUCUACAUUUGGUAUAUGAGAUGUGGGACUCUAUGCUUGAAAAGGUGAAAAUUGUGAUUUAUACUCAUGAAGGAUUGACAGAUGAUGAUGAUGAUGAUUACUCCGAGUUUUUUGAAGUAGUUCAUCGCAUUAUUGUAGCUCGUUGGACAAAAAGCAACACUCCUCUUAAUUGCUUAGCUCACUCAUUAAAUCCUAGGUAAAUUCUUGCUUAUAUAUUUAGAUCAAUUUACUCAUUUUUUUAAUAUUACAUGAAUAAUGAUUGUUUCUAUAUUUUUUUUAUUCUUUUGAAGGUUUUAUAGUGAGGCAUGGCUUGAAGAAAAUCCAAAUAGAGUACCUCCGCAUAGAGACACAGAAAUAUCUGAAGGAAGAGUAAGUUGUUUUAGAAGACUAUUUCCUGACAAUGCUGAUUUUGCCCGAGCUAUGGAUGAAUAUACCAUGUUCUCAUACAAGUCUGGAGUAUACAGGGGUGGAGAAAACUUAUAUACUAGGGGUACCAUGGAUCCUAUGUCAUGGUGGGUUAACUUUGGUUCAUCUACUAGUUUGCUUCAAGCUUUGGCCUUCAGAUAUCUUGGACAACCUACUUCAUCUUCAUGUUGUGAACGUAAUUGGAGCAUAUAUUCUUUUAUUCACUCACUUAGGAGAAAUAGGUUGAAUCCAAAACGAGCUGAAAAUUCGGUGAAGAUUCACACUAAUCUGCGUCUUCUAUCAAGGAACACAAAUGAAUACACAGCUGGGAAGACAAAAUUAAGGGAUGUAGGUGGUGAUCAAUUUGAUGUCAUGGAUGAUGGGAACGAUGAAAACGCCUUUCUAGAGUUUGCCGACCUUUCUCUUGAUGAACCGGAUCUUGAAUCUGUAUUUUUUCCUUAGUG
Beta vulgaris subsp. vulgaris (sugar beet) is the source of this 1526-nucleotide messenger RNA. RefSeq lists its product as uncharacterized. The transcript has a single exon. The record is from RefSeq and is a predicted model, not a curated record. Lineage: Eukaryota; Viridiplantae; Streptophyta; Magnoliopsida; Caryophyllales; Amaranthaceae. Bases 3 to 857 code for a protein of 284 amino acids.